GGGACAUUGCCAUUUUCCGAGUUUGUUGACUCACGAGAUGUUCCUGACCAUAUGCCAAGAACUGCGGGAACUCUUCACCGAGGACGAGGUCGAGUCAUGCUUUGGCGACGACUCUGACGAUGAGGCAAAUGAGGCUCACUUUGAACAUCGGCGGCUGAGAGAUCGACAGAACUCUUUGGAGUAUGAUCCAGAUAACGAUGACUUCCAGAUGAUUGUAAUGCCUUGCUCGUCCAAAUGGAUUGAGUAUGAAGAGAAGCGGCUGAUCCAGAAGCAGAUCCAUCAGCUUUUCCAUCGGAUUCAGGGAGGAGGGAUCCCUGAGAUCUUUGAUCACUACCACAAGGUGAGGGAAGAUUUGGUCCUUCAACUCGCGCAGCUACAUGGAUCCGCCCACGAUUCCGCAAACGAAAACCACGACGGGUACAAUAAGGAUGAGGUCAUGUCCUCACGGUCAACCUGUGACACGGAUCUGACGAAUGCUACAAGUUUGGAGGCGCCGUCUGCCAAAAUGCCACCAUCGAUGAUCAUGGGACCGCAAUCUCGACGGAUCAGCCGAGGCCAACUUCUGGGUUGCUAAUGUGGCCAUGGCAAACCCUGGCGAUCACAUUUUCUUCAGCAUGACUUUUGUUUUGACUCCCAGGUUCCGCGUUUGACAGCAUCAGCAAUGUUGGCUGGCUGCCUCUUGAAGGACCUGAUGUGAUGACAAGUAUGUAGCAUCAACCGGGUGUUGAGCUUGCAAAAUGCGGUGAAACAUUAUAGGAGUCCGAGUCCAAAUUGGUUGGCUCGAAUUUUGGGCCUUAGGUGCAGGGGAUCGGCAGCAACCAUGAAAUGGUUUUCGUCUGUCAAUCUCUCGCGUCUUUUCAUUCAUUUCUUAUAUUUUCCCCAUUAGACUUGCGAGGUCUUUUAGGUGGCUCCGUGGCCGUAUAGCAGCCAAAGCUGUUCUGCCAUUAGAGCCAGAGCAUGCAUUUUUGGAGUGGGAAAGGGCCGGGAACAAGGCAGGACUCGAGGUGC
Molecule: messenger RNA, 1008 nt
Organism: Cladocopium goreaui
Lineage: Eukaryota; Dinophyceae; Suessiales; Symbiodiniaceae
Source: the annotation of a GenBank genome assembly